Molecule: messenger RNA, 1628 nt
Organism: Loa loa (African eye worm)
Lineage: Eukaryota; Metazoa; Nematoda; Chromadorea; Rhabditida; Onchocercidae
Exons: 9
Coding region: 42-1442 (466 amino acids)
Source: RefSeq, a predicted model, not a curated record
CAUUUUGCAGAGAUUUUGAUAAAUGAUUAGAUUCUGGAACAAUGCUUGAAAUGAAAUAUGGUGAUAAUGGCGAUGCACUGACGUUGGCAAACAAGAAUCGUAUGGCAAGUAAGAAAAUCUUCGAGCAGCUGCAGCAGUCAACUCGUACAUCAGCUCACAUUGCUGUGGCUGAAGGCCACAUGUUACACAGACAACCUUCUGGUGCACAGAAAAGAAUACGACAACGGCAGGAACAGAAAUGGUUAAAAGCCAUUUCGUCUAAUACUAACUCAUGCGAUCUGGAGCUUAGCCAUACGCAGUCAGAACCAGAAAAAAGUGCUUAUAGAUCCUUGAUUGAAUCUGGCGGUUACAAAUCAAUUUUACCAGAAGAACUGCCUUUUCCUGUUACUUCUCCUUCUAUUACGUCUUUGUCUAGGAAUACAUAUGUGCACUCAUCAUCAACAACUUCUAUGGGUAAGGUUAGUUCCUCUUCAGCGACAUUCACACCUGCUACAUUUCAAAACAGCGGCAACAUUGCUUCGCAAACAAUUAUGGGUGGCAAACCAACAGUACAGGUGCAUCCGAUGCCAUCAAGCUUACCAGCCAGUAGUAUGAUUGCUACUUUGGAGAGAUCCACAUUAUCAACAAACAGUAAUACUACUACUGAUAUUACAUCGGAAAAAGUACGCGAGAAACCGGUGGUACCAAAGAAGCCAGCAAGGUUAAUUCUGCCUUCGGCAUCUGCUUUUGUCGAAUCUACUUCAAUAACUCCACUUGGUUUGAGUGCAUCAAGUUCGAAUAUUUUUUCAUCUUCAACGCAGUCGUCACCCUCAACUAGCAAUAGUUUCCGUUUAUUUUCAACUCCAUCAUUCAUUUCUCUUCACACUGCCCUGAUGCAGUCCAGUCUGACAAACGAGGAAAUAGAGCAACUCGAAGUGAAACGUAAGAAGCUAAUCGAAUCAAUUUCGCGCAAAAUUGUAAUAUUGGACGAGGAACGAAAUGCGAUUGAUGAGGAUUUCAAUCUAAACGAAGCCCUGAAAAACGAAGUCUUCAAUGACUUAACAAAAAGUGGUGAUUCGGCUAUUCUGGAAAAAAUUGCGAAGAAUCUCGCACAAAAUUCACAACUGUGUAGACUUGAAACAAGGUUACGGAUGCAAUUGGAUCGUUUGCACUCAGUUUCGUUGAGUAAUGAAAAUGUUGAUAAAGAGCUCAUUAGUGCUCGCAUUGAGCGUCUGAAACGACAAUUAGAUGACCAAACUAUAUUAAGAAAAGCUUUCGAUAGACGUGAUGCUGAAGUUGACAGAUAUAUCGUUUCAAGGUUGAACGACGAGCGAAGAUUACAGUGGAGGAUUUACAAGGAAACUUGGAAACGUCUGACAACAGAACGGCAAGAAAUUGACGAGCGACUUUUUCUUGGACGUGAACAAAUCAGUGCCUUACGAAGUGUGCAACCACAUAUCUAGUUGCCUUAUACUAAUAAAUAAACGUGUCUUGUUUUUUUUGGUGCAGUUACUGUUUUUUAUAUGAAAUUUCAAGUUGAUAUUAGGCUUGAGACUAAUGCGCUACAAACUUUGUGAACGUUUGUGAAUGAUGUAAAAUUUGUGCGUAAUUUCCGAUUUCUCAAUUUGGAAAAAAAAAUUUGAUCUGCC